GGAGCCCUGGAGGUGGUCUAUGCCGACAAACCUUUUCACAUUAUAUUUGGAUAAUUAAUUUACCUGCUAACAAACCCAACCUUAGAAAUAAUCCAUUGGGUUUCUGCCACACCGUCUCAGCCUGCAUGUUACAAUGGCCUUCGCAAAACACUUUUCUCAUUGCCUUGGCCUGUUAUGUCUCUUCUUAACAUCUACACUUUUUCAUGCUUCCUUCAUAUCUUCCCAGCGCCUGGCAUUAGGAUACUCCUCCCCCUCACCCGAAACUAACCACACUCUCCUCCUCUCUCCCGAUGGCAUAUUUUCCGCUGGGUUUCAUCGUGUCGGAAUUAACGCCUAUGGUUUCGCUGUAUGGUAUUCUAAUACACCAUCUACACUCGUGUGGAUGGCCAACAGAGAUCAACCUGUUAAUGGAAGGAAAUCUCGUUUCCGUCUUCAAAGAGACGGGGACUUGGUCCUACACAAUGCAGAUGGAACCGUCAUAUGGAGGACUAACACCAGAGCUCUCUCUGUCAAGGAAGCUGCUCUUCUUAACACUGGAAAUCUUGUACUACGCAGCUCUUCUGGACAAAUACUUUGGCAGAGCUUUGAUUCUCCUACUGAUACGCUCCUUCCAGACCAGCGGUUCUCCAACAAUGCACAGCUGAUAUCCAGAAUGGAUAAUCUCACCUACAAAUCCGGUUACCAUCGUCUCUACUUCAAUGAUGAGAACUAUCUCGCCCUCAUUUAUCAAGGUUUCAAUGUCUCCAGUAGGUAUUGGCCUAAACCUUGGCUGAGUGGAUUUGAUAGUGGCAGAAGAUAUUAUAACCUUAGUCGCUUAGCAGUUCUUGACGAAUUCGGUGGGUUCAGUUCUAGCGACCAGUUCAGUUUUCGUGCCUCAGACUACGGAAAAGGCCCCAAAAGAAGAUUGACCAUGGAUAUCGAUGGCAACCUGAGAUUGUAUAGUCUGGACAGGAAGCGUAACAGCUGGAAUAUUACCUGGACAGCAAUGGCAGAGCAGUGCAGAGUUCAUGGUUUAUGUGGGCGCAAUGGUGUGUGCAUAUAUAAUCCAGAGCCCAAGUGUGUGUGUCCCCCGGGUUAUGAAAGGGUAGAUUCAACUGAUUGGUUCAAAGGUUGCCGGGUGAUUAAGAAAUUCUCAUGCACUCCAAAUAGUUCCAAGUUUCUUCAACUUCUGCACACAGAUUUUUAUGGUUUUGACAAUCGUGGGUUUGCAGAUGCGGUGUCGUUUGAAAAGUGCAAGGAAACUUGUGCAAUUGAUUGCGAUUGUGUAGGGUUUGGUUACAUGCUCAAGAGUACAGGACAUUGUUACCCCAAGUCUCUACUUAUCAAUGGGUAUCAAUCUCCUGGGAUUAGAAGCCACAUGUAUCUAAAAAUAUCUGUUAGGGAUUCCUCAGCUACUAACAUCUCAUCUCUGUCGACUUUGUUGCACUCUGACACACUGCGAUGUUCGAAAUUGCCCAUUGCACCGAACUCCACUGUCCAACCAAACGUCAGCUUGCCCAUUGCUGCAACGAAGAGAACAAGAAAUCAGGCAAUUGUUCUCAUGGCAUCUUUUGUUUCUGCUAUUGGGGUCGCAGAAUUGUUUGCAUAGCAUUGGGAUG
Molecule: messenger RNA, 1598 nt
Organism: Cryptomeria japonica (Japanese cedar)
Lineage: Eukaryota; Viridiplantae; Streptophyta; Pinopsida; Cupressales; Cupressaceae
Product: putative receptor protein kinase ZmPK1
Exons: 1
Coding region: 134-1588 (484 amino acids)
Biological process (GO): recognition of pollen
Source: RefSeq, a predicted model, not a curated record